Penicillium salamii is the source of this 1797-nucleotide messenger RNA. The record is from the annotation of a GenBank genome assembly. Lineage: Eukaryota; Fungi; Ascomycota; Eurotiomycetes; Eurotiales; Aspergillaceae.
AUGUAUCUCCACCAAUACGAUUACAUCUUUGCCAUCGGCACAUUGUUUGCUAUGCUUGAUGCAUACAACAAUGGUGCAAACGAUGUUGCCAACUCCUGGGCUACUAGUGUUUCCUCUCGUUCCAUCUCCUAUCGUCAGGCUAUGGUUCUCGGUACAAUCUUCGAGUUCCUCGGAGCAGUCACCGUCGGCGCCCGUACCGCCGAUACUAUCAAGAACGGCAUCAUUCCCAACAGCGCCUUCAGGGAUAAUGCCGGUGUUCAGAUGCUCGCUUUCACCUGUGCCCUCGCCGCUGCCUCGUCUUGGGUCAUGUGGUGCACAAAGCACUCCGCUCACGUCUCCUCUACCUACUCCCUUAUCUCUGCCGUUGCUGGUGUCGGUGUUGCAACCGUCGGUGCAUCCCAAGUCCAGUGGGGCUGGAACGAUGGAAAGGGUCUUGGUGCCAUCUUCGCGGGUCUGGGCAUGGCUCCCGUCAUCUCCGGUGCCUUCGGUGCUAUCAUCUUCAUGCUGAUCAAGGUCGUUGUGCACAUGCGGAGAAACCCUAUCCCAUGGGCCGUUUGGAGUGCCCCCUUCUUCUUCCUUGUCGCUGCUACCAUUUGCACACUUUCCAUUGUCUACAAGGGUUCCCCUAACCUUGGUCUGAGCAAGAAGCCCGUCUCUUACAUUGUUGCCGUUACUAUGGGUACCGGUGGUGGUGUUUGCUUGCUCUCUGCUCUAUUCUUCGUCCCUUGGUUGCACUCUCGUGUCAUCAAGAGAGACCCUUCCAUCAGAUGGUACCACGUUGUCCUCGGUCCUCUUCUCUUCAGCCGGGCUGUGCCCACCGAAGGCGAGGUUGCUAAGGUCCCCAACUACGCUGUUAUGCAAGAUGAGCCUGAGGAGGAGGCUCACAUCCCCGUUGACGACAAGGAGGUCAAGACUGGAGUUACCUCCAUCCCUGGCUCCACCGACGGCCGGUCCGUCGAGAAGCUCGAAGCCAACCAGCUUUCCUACCGCGAGAUCAUGGCCCAAUCCGAGGCCCGCCACAACGCCAAGCUCCUCAACAGCCGCGGUCCUCUGGGCUGGGGUAUGCGUCUCCUGCGUGACAACCCCAUGGGUGCCGGCGAGAUCUACGAGCUGCGCAACAUGAAGCGCAUGCUCAAGCGCAUUCCUGCCAUUAUCACUGUUGGUCUUCUUUACGGUUUCCACUACGACAUCCACACUGCCCAAAGUGGUAUCCACGGCACCCCUGAGGGUGAUCGUAUGAAGCGAGUCUACGCCGCUGCUGAGAAGUACCCCAACGAAGUGGAGCACACCUACUCUUUCAUUCAGAUCAUCACUGCCUGUACUGCUUCUUUCGCUCACGGUGCCAACGAUAUUGGUAACUCUGUUGGUCCCUGGGCUGCUAUCUACUCUGCCUGGUCCACCGGUACCCCUGCUGCCUCCAAGUCCCCCGUGCCUGUGUGGCAGCUUGCUGUAUUGGCUCUCUGCAUUUCCAUCGGUCUCUGCACUUACGGUUACAACAUCAUGAAGGUCAUGGGUAACAAGAUCACCUACCACUCACCUUCUCGUGGAUCCUCUAUGGAGAUGGGCGCCGCCAUCACCGUCUUGGUCUUCUCCCAAUACUCCCUGCCCGUUUCCACUUCGAUGUGUAUCACCGGUGCUACCGUCGGUGUUGGGUUGUGCAACGGCAGCCUUAAGGCUGUGAACUUCCAGCGUGUUGGUCUCUUGCUGCUUGCUUGGAUCAUGACUAUCCCCAUUGCCGGUACCAUUGGUGGUUGUCUCAUGGGUCUGGUUCUUAACGCCCCUCAUUUCGGUGCUUAG